Molecule: messenger RNA, 753 nt
Organism: Coccomyxa subellipsoidea C-169
Lineage: Eukaryota; Viridiplantae; Chlorophyta; Trebouxiophyceae; Coccomyxaceae
Exons: 5
Coding region: 1-753 (250 amino acids)
Source: RefSeq, a predicted model, not a curated record
AUGUUCUCAUCUCCAAGGACAUAUUCAUGUAGGGCAGACUCUGCAAAACCUAGUGUUCCUCCACGGGUCGUGACUCUUCUCCCGAAAAAUCUUGUUGGGUUCCGGGUAACGUUACCGCCAAGCUGGCGCAGUGAACAGGCCCUUGGUGAAGUUGGCCCCUUGGAAGCAUCUGCAGUGAACGUCUAUUUCUACCUGCGUGCUAAAGAGUCCCCUGUCCUUGUCACGCCCUUUAACAGGUCCUGUGUCCCUCGUUCUAUCUCGUCGUUAGAAACUCUGCCCAUGGAAGCUUGGCAGUUUCUACCCACGACUUUCUCAGAGUGCGCAGAUCAGACCUUGGGCGGAUUUGAUGCUGUUACAAGUUCCACCAUAGACGAGGUGCAUGUGAGCCCUGGCUGGCCCGGGGAAAUCUCUGGCCAAGCAUGCGCUGCUGUCAUGAGAAGCACAGCACAGCUAGGACGCGGAUUGAUAAAGGGUGUGUGUAGAAGGUACGGGCUUAUUAUUGAAGCCCCCUGCGCAUGUGAAGUGCCUUGGGUACGCCAAGAUGUGCACCCAAAAAGGGCCCCUGCACCUCAGCAGGUUCUGAGCCACUGCAAACCAGUCAUCACAAUGGCAUAUAUAGUGCGGAAGGUAUCUUUUAUCUACAAAACAGUCUUGGUUGUAUUUUUAAUUCUUAUUAUCAUCACACGCCUUUCCUGCCAGGAGGCAAGGUGCGUCGGAAACAAGCUGUACGCCUUACUUCCACCCCUUCGCUGA